AUGUAACAGUUGACAAUUUAUUUUAGCAAUAAUCAAAGGGCAGGAGUGACAGCAGUGAGUCAUCGAGAAGAUACACGAGUCGAAGUGUAAGCAAGAAUAGGAAUAAGGUAGGGGACAGAAAGCAGCCCCAGGGGAAAGGAUCGAAAAGGAGAUCAUCAUCUUCUUCUAGCUAGCCCAGAAGAACCAAGCAAGUCAAAAAGAUCAGACAAUCAUCAAGGAGUUCUUCUUUGGAGUUAAAUAAGGGAUUAAUUGAAUGUUUAACCUAUCAAACCUUAACAGGUGUUCACUGAUAAGAAUAGUGUUUAUAUCUUCUCGAUACCACAGGAAGUUAAUGAGAAUGAAGUUAUCUAAGAGAUUGUUACUCAUCAUAAAUAGAAUGCACCUAUUAAUCACACUUGGAACACUUCUGAUAAGAUGCAAUAUUUGGAGUUAUAAUUUUAGGAUGAAAAUACUGCUCAAUUUUUAGUCAAUUUGAGGCCCUGUUUGCAAGUUAAGGGCAUUCCUCUUUUGGUUGUGGCUAAAAAAUAACGACCUGUUUAAGAUUUAUUGAGGAAUUAUGAGGUGCAAGUUGAAUUAGAUAGAGAUGUACCUCCUUUUAAUGUCUAUUUGGAGUUUAAAAAGUAUGGAGAUCUAAUUGGGAUUUAUGUGUUUUAGUAAAAUAGGAAUUAUUUACUCUUGUAUUCAUCGUCCUCUUAAUUGCAGGAGGCAUUACGUCCUCCAGUCCAUUUAUAAUUGGUCAUUAACGAUUAAGCUGUUAAUGCUAACGCCAAGAUUAUUGAUAAACCUAUUGAUAUCCAACGACCAUAUAUCAAAGAAACUUUAGCUUAUUAGCUUAGCACUUAAUAGGACAACAAUAGAAAAAGAAAAGAUAAAAAAUGAGAAGCCAUUUAAUUUAAUAUUCAAACAAUAUAAUUAUUUCAUGUGGCGAAA
Molecule: messenger RNA, 930 nt
Organism: Paramecium tetraurelia
Lineage: Eukaryota; Ciliophora; Oligohymenophorea; Peniculida; Parameciidae
Exons: 4
Source: RefSeq, a predicted model, not a curated record